Messenger RNA from Coccomyxa subellipsoidea C-169, 717 nucleotides. RefSeq lists its product as hypothetical. Bases 1 to 717 code for a protein of 238 amino acids. The transcript is spliced from 5 exons. The record is from RefSeq and is a predicted model, not a curated record. NCBI's taxonomy places the organism in Eukaryota, Viridiplantae, Chlorophyta, Trebouxiophyceae, Coccomyxaceae.
AUGCCCCACUAUCACUCCUUCAUCCAAAACGACAAGACCACGACUGUGGAGGCCAUGUAUGACACACAGGUGGAUCAGCUGGCAGACAUGAUGUCCACAGUGUUCAUGGUCCACCACGGGACAAACCUGCAGAGCUUCCAGAGCUUGAACGUGUCCCUGAUCGUCCAAUCAGCAGAGCUCGGGCUGCAAGCCUUCUUCAUGCAAGUUGAAGAGUACAUCAAGGGCACCAUAGGCCUCGUCACCAACCUGCCUGAGGAGCUGGCAGGCCUCCCCAAAAACAUCUCAGAUGCGUUCGCGCCUGAGAACCAGCCGGACUACAGCCAGCUUGGAAACACCACCUACCUCAUGAAGCAGUACGAGGAAUUUGUGGCCGGCCUUGAGAGCCCCCUGGCAGUGUCCGGCGGCGGAUCAGUGUUCUCCUACAACCCCUGCUUUGUAAAUUUCGCUCCCGCUGCUGUGUCCGCUGUUGCGACUGGCAUCAACAUUGCCCCCUCUCUGGCAGUCAUCACUCCGGACGGCAUCAAGAUAGCGCCCCAGGGCCUGGUCAUCCAGCCAGUGCUACUCACCAUCUUCCCUGUCGGCGUCAAUGUCCAGCCGCAGGGACUGAACAUUUCACCCACCCUCAUCGCCGUGACCCCUGGCCGCGUGGCAAUCAACCCCCAGGGAGCCAGCAUUAGCUCAGCGCUCAUCGCCGUCACUGCAGAGUCCGGCAGAUAG